Molecule: messenger RNA, 4601 nt
Organism: Neohortaea acidophila
Lineage: Eukaryota; Fungi; Ascomycota; Dothideomycetes; Mycosphaerellales; Teratosphaeriaceae
Exons: 1
Coding region: 174-4469 (1431 amino acids)
Biological process (GO): mitotic sister chromatid cohesion
Source: RefSeq, a predicted model, not a curated record
CUUAACGCGACUCCCGCUUUCGUAAUUGAACGACGCACGCUCAAGCUCCGCGCAUGCCAUUCACUUCAACCAGGUUGUAACACCUUGACAAGCUCGUCUGGCGCAAACUCUGCAAGACUCCUUGAAAUGUUUUGCUUCUGCAAACUUCUGUGAACAACUGCUUCACAUCGAACAUGCCGCGAGCCAGGAAACGAGCUUCAAGCGUGGAAGCGGUCGAGGAGGUUGCAGCACCGGAGAUUCAGGAAGAGGAGGAAGAAGGUGGCCAGCGACUGGAGUUCGACCAGCCAUUAACAUGGCGCCCAGGAAAGCAGAUCCCAGUCACCGAACUGCUAUCGCGGCUCAGGACCCUCGCGGAAGAGUUGGAAUCCAUCGAACAAGAAGAUGCGCACCGUGCGACACUGGUUCCAAAAGCACAGGAGCUCGCCAGUGAGCAGCUCAUCGGACACAAAGACAAGGGAGUCAGAGCAUACGCCAUGCUAUGCAUCGUGGAGAUGUUCAGAUUGCUGGCGCCGGAUGCACCUUACAAGAAGAGCCAGCUGAGGGAGAUCUUCACCCUCUUCACUUCUACCAUUGUCCCUGCUCUCGCCGACCCCUCCGACUCGUUCAACCAGCAGCACAAUGCCAUCUUGACGUCGCUCACUACGGUCAAGAGCAUCAUUCUCUUGACGGACAUUACUGGAUCGGACAAACUCAUGCUCGACCUCUUCACCAAUUGUUUCGACGUGCUGUCAGGAGUGGCACGGGGAGGCACGGCAGAGAAGCUGCCAAAGAACCUGGAAUACAGUAUGACGAGCAUGCUAUGCACACUGGUGGACGAAAGUACAGCCCUACCGUCCGGUGUCGUGGACAUUAUCCUCGCACAAUUCCUUCGUGCAGACCCGAACUCAAUGUCGGCCACGACGAAAAAGGGAGAGAGUAAGGCCGCGCAGGCCCCCCUCGAGCUCCCUCCCGCUUACAACAUGGCUCUCUCUGUGUGCAACACUUGUGCCGACAAGAUGAAUCGAUAUGUUGGACAGUACUUUGGCUCGGUGCUGAUCGAUGCAUCCGAGACCGUGGCGACUACGAAAGUGGGCAAGUCGAGAGGGAAGAAGCGGACACACGACGAGAGCGAUGACGAGUCAAUCGACGGCAUGCUUACUCCACCUGCGGAAAACGACUUGCUUGAAGUUGAGAAGGCGCAUCGACUUUUGCGGGAAUUAUGGCGCUCCUCUCCCGACGUCAUCCAGAAUGUUGUCCCUCAGAUCGAAGCGGAAAUCGAGGCCGAGAGUCCACAGCUCAGAAUGAUGGCUGUUCAGACUGUCGGAGACAUGAUUGCGGGAAUUGGAGCCGCUGGGCCGCCAUCACCCGCGGUGCUGGAUCCUGCAGCUUAUCCACCGCAAAGACUUGAGGAUUACGCCUCAAGGUCACAACCGCAGAACCCUCUUCUGCAGCCGCGAGCCCCUCACGCCUUCUCUUCCGUAUACUCAACGACAUACCAGCGAUUCGUUGAACGACACAAAGACAAGUCUGCGCUAGUUCGAAGUGCCUGGGUCUCCGCAGCCGGCCGCAUUCUUGCUACCUCUGGCGGCGGCAAGGGCUUGGAUGAUGAUCAAGAAAAGGCACUUCUGGACUGCAUAGCCAGACUCCACAUGGACAACGACGAGCGUGUUCGCCUUGCGGCUGUACAAAGUGUCGAGCUAUUCGACUUCCAUGCCAUCAUCCAAAAGAUUGGCAAGAGUGGUGGCGUGAAGACGAGCGGCUCAAUCCUGUGCAACCUCGCAGACCGGAUGAAAGAUACCAAGCAGCAAGUACACACAACGGCUAUGGUAUUGCUCGCACGUAUCUGGGGCGUGGCCGCCGGAGCAAUUGCAGAGGGGGAUCCCAGUGUCCACGAGCUGCUAGGCGGGAUACCAUCCAAGAUCUUUGAGGCGAUGUACGUCAACAAAAAGGAGAUCAACGCCACCGUUCUGCAAGUGCUGUUUGACUGCCUCUUACCGGUGUCAUACCCUCCUAUCAAGGCAAAGCAGGAAGACCCUCAACGCUCUAGUGCAAGUCAACGUGAAGCCGCCGACACUCCGAAUCCUGACGCCCUCCGUGCGGAACGAAUCUUGGUCUUCAUUCGCGACCUCGAAGACCGUGCCAAAGUUGUGUUCUUCCGAUUGCAGCAGAGGCGACCAGCCAUGGCAAAGUACGUUGAAUCGUAUCUGAAAGCAUGCGAGGCGGUGAACAGUGGGGAAAAGGAUGGUGAAGGCAAGAGCGCCAAAAAGGAUCUCGACAAGAUGAUCGCCGUCCUCGUGGACUCCUACCCAGAUGCUGCCCUUGCCACAGAGCACUUGAAGAAGUUUGCGAAGCACCACGAUCGCAGGAGCUACCAACUCAUCCGUUUCUGCUUAGAUCCUGCCAGCGACUACCGCAAGGUCGUUCGAUCGAUGAAGGAGCUGACGAAUCGAUUCAACGAGGCCCCAAGCGCCAUGUCUGGUGUGCGGGAUACGAUCUUGCCCCUGGUGCGCUCUGCGGCCAUUCUGGUGUACAACCGAAGCCAUGUGCCAGCCAUCGCGGAGAUCUCUCGUACAGAUGAAAGGGGCCUAGGCGCAGCAGCGCACGACGUGCUCAAGGAGAUCUCCACCCACGCCCCACAAGUCUUCCGAGUGCAUGUGCACGAGCUAUGUGAGUCGCUGAAGAAGCAGACCCCGCGUGCUGGAUCGGACGAUUCGGCCGCUGAGGAUACGCUCAAGGCAUGUGCUGGCUUCGCUCGGCGUUUCCCCGAAGGCCUGCCCAAAGACCGAGAGUUCUACAAGGCCAUGGUCGCGUUUGCUGCUCAUGGUCAAUCGCCGAAAGCUGCCAAGCACGCCGUCACGGUCAUCACGUCUUCUGCCGAUAAGAAGGAGAUGUACAUCAAGGAGAUCCAGACUGCGUGUAUUGACAACUUCACAUAUGGUGACGAUGGUUUUCUUGCAAGGCUGGCCAGCAUUGCUCAAUUAAAACUGCUUGCCAAUAAGGAGUACGCCGACCUGGACGACAGCAUCAUGGAUAUCGCUAUCCACCAAGUCUUGUUGCAUGACAGGACGAUUGCGACUGACGAAGACCUUGCAUGGUCAAAUGAUCUGGACGAGGACAUCUCCGCGAAGCUGUGGGCGCUGAAGAUACUGGUCAAUGGUCUACGUGGGAUGGACGUCGCCAAUGAGAGUACAGAGGCGCAAGAAGCCACGAAGGAGGCGGCUGACAAAGUGUACAAACUCCUGAACACGCUGAUCAGGGAUGGCGGUGAGCUGUCCAAAUCCGCCACAACUCCGACCCACCACAAAGCGCAAUUGCGUCUCGCGGCUGCCAUUCAGCUCCUCAAACUGUCCUGCAACCAUAAGCUCGAUCACUUCCUCACUCCUGCGGAUUUCAACCGGCUUUCGUCGCUAGCACAGGACAGCACGUCGGAGAUCCGAGCGGGGUUCGUCAGAGCUUUGAAGAGAUAUCUCGGUACGGGUGUGCUGCCGAAUCGUUUCUAUGCACUUGCCUUUUUGUACGCCUUCGAGCCGACCAAGGAGACCAUGCAAUCUACUGUGACGUGGCUGAAGUCGCGAGCGGCUCUGUCGGCCAAGUUGAACGACGGCGUCAUCGAGGGCGUCUUUGUCCGCCUGCUGAGCCUGCUCGCCCACCACCCAGACUUCAGUCGGAAGCCAGAGGAGCUUGAGGAUUUUCUUGAAUACAUCAUGUUCUAUCUCAAGAACGUGGCCACGCAGGCGAUGCUGCCGACGCUGUACGGCAUCGCUCAGCGCCUGAAGCAAGUGCAGGACGGCAUUGACCCGGAGAAGAGCGAGAACCUGUACGUCAUCUCUGACCUGGCGGAGGCGAUUAUUCGCCAUUUCGCCGAGCUCAAAGGUUGGUCGCUGCAGGUCACCUCUGGUCGAAUCAUGCUCCCGAGUGGAUUGUUCCGCAGGCUGGCUGGACACACUGUCGCGCAGGAUAUCGCGUCGACGCGAUACCUUCCCGACGAGCUGGCGGAGAAUCUGGAGGACCUGGUGAAGAACAGUUUGAGGCCGAAGAAGAGGAAGUCGGAUGCAACGUCUGCGCGGCCGGCGAAGAAGCCGAAGACUGCCAGUGCGAAUGGAGAGCGGAAGAAAGCUGGGGUCAGAAAGGUAUCGAAGGCGAGUCAGGCUGUGAAGAAGAUAGAGAAUGAGGGAGAGCGCAGGAAGAGUAAUCGCGCUUCUUCUGCGAAGAACUAUGCCGAGGAUGAGGACAGCGAGGGGGAUGACGAGGAGGUGCAAGAGGAGGCUAGUUCGCCGCCGCAGCGAGAAACAUCCGCAGCGGCACCCGCGGAUGACGACGCGGUCUCUGCGGCUUCACCUGCACCCCAGCCGGCGGCGAAGAAGGGGAAAGCGAAGGGGCCUACGAAGUCUGUGCCGUUGAGGUCUCUGAAGCAGACGCCUACGAAAAAUGGUCGGGCAACGAGGGCGAGGGAGAAGGACAUUAUGGAUGUGCCUAGUGAUAGCGAGUGAUGGAAUGCUUGCAGUAUGAAGUGUGGAUUGCAUGCAUAUGUGUGAUGGGGAGAGCAAUGAAAUGCUGUGCACGUGACCACCUUCAUCUUGUCGCUAAAGUCCCCACUUCAACUUUCGACGCGGAAGAUGUUC